Zingiber officinale is the source of this 3214-nucleotide messenger RNA. Its product is annotated as proton pump-interactor 1-like. NCBI's taxonomy places the organism in Eukaryota, Viridiplantae, Streptophyta, Magnoliopsida, Zingiberales, Zingiberaceae. The transcript is spliced from 8 exons. The record is from RefSeq and is a predicted model, not a curated record. The coding region runs from base 1404 to 3059 and encodes 551 amino acids.
AACAGGUAUCGCCGUUUUAAAUCCUCGACGACUCCUCGCUCGCUCAGUCGCUUUCGUCUAACUUGAUCUCUCCAUCCCUCUCCGCGUCCCCUCGCUCGUCUCCGAUUCAUACUGAGAGAGGGAGGGCGAGAGAGAGAGAGCGAGCGAGAGGGAGUCUCGUGAUCGCCAGAACGCUGAGAUCUGUCUAAGGGAACUGGAAUUUUGGAUCUCCGGCGAGGAUUUCUAGCCUGGCAGGUAGCAGCCGCGGCUAUAGGAAGAUUCACUAGAAACGGCCUUGAUACUCUCAGAUAUUGCUCUGAUCUUGAAAGUUCAUACUAGUUUGAGCAAUGACGGCAGAUUCGAGUGAGAUUUGUGUUGGAUCAAAGGUUGAAUUCCAGUUGGCGACAGGUCUGGGUUUACCAUCCGCGGGCGAUCGACAGGAAUUGAUUGAUGCUAAUGGCAUUGCGUGUUUGGAUUGUGAGGAGAAGAUCGAAGGGGGAAGUGGGAGAUCGAUCACGCUGGGGAAUGAUAAUUUGGAGGAGCCACAGCAGUUGGAUAAAAAAGUAGAUGUUGCACUCGUCGUCGAUCGAGAACCAAUUAAGGUGAAAGGAGAAAAUGGGAAAUUGAGUACGGAGAAUGGAGAUGAUUGUGAUGGGGCUACAGAUGCUACAUUGAAUAUAGAUGUGAGUGAGGCCAAUGGUUGUGAUGAUACUGCUCCCUCUAGUGAUGUGGAAGAGGAAUUAGUUAAAUUGGAAUUACCUGGAACAAUGGCUGGGGAAGGAAUUGGUGAUGCAAUUGAGCAACAGCUGGAAAAUGAGAUGCUAGAUGAGAAGAAAAGGGACAUCAAAAAUGGAAUCUGUGAGGUGAAAGGAGAGAGGCGCAAUGAAGACGGCCGUGUGAAGUUGAGCUUGGAGAAUGAACGGAGUCUCGUGGAGGAUACUAGUAAGCUAGAAGCUGCUAAUCCAGACUUGCAUGUCAAGGGAGCAGAAAAACAAGAAGGUGAAACCUUACUCGCAGAUAUGAACUUUGAAAAACUGGAAUCAAUCACUGAGGGGAUGGAAAGCAAUGCUUUGCUUGCAACAAUUGACAAACAUGGAAAUUCAGAAUUUUCUGUUUUUGAUGGCAAAAAUCUGGAAUUUAAGAGCAUGAGUAUUGAGACACAACAAUAAGAGGAAUCCAAAACAUCAGUUCUAGAUGAUGAUCGACAAGUAGAUGAAAUAGAGGUCAAACUCAACACUAUCUACCAUGACCAUGGAGAGGAAACAGUUGAUAGGGCAGGUGAGAGUCGGGGCAUUGUCACUUUUACAGAUGGUAAUAGCCAAGCAUGUAAGGAUGCUUGUGUUGUAUUGUUGAAGACAGUGUUGCCUCGAUCUGUGGUCACAACUGCAAAAGAGCAAGAACUGGGUGUUUCUGAAAGUCAAGUUAUGGAGACAAAAGAGCAAGAAGGUUCAGAAUCAGCUACUGAAGUAGAACUGGUGAUGGGACCUCAGGCUUCAAUGACUGUUUCUGCAAACCCAGAUAAUUUUAAAUCAGUUGGAGUCCAAGAAGAACAAAAGUUUGAGGGAUUGGUUACAGAGAUCCCUUCGUGUAUAACUCUCAUAGAUGUUACUACACCUGAGAAUAGUACCUUGGUAGAGGAAUCUGUAGAAAAGGGUGACCCCAUUGGUGAAAGCGUGAUUGUUGAACAGUGUGCUGAUUUACAUCGUUCAAAAGAUUGCUUCAUCUCAGAUACAAUUUGUGUGGCUGAGAAAGAAGUGUUGCUGUCUCAAGGUCUGUCUGAUUCCAGUUAUCAAUUAACCAGGUGUCAAGAGACACAUCUUUCUGAACAGGAAGGUGCCGUCUCAAGUGAGGUAGAUGUACGCAGCCCAACAGAUAUAAAAGACAAGUUAAGCAAUGUGGUAGCUGGAAAUGGUACUUGUAUGACUGAAACUGAAGACAAUGUAACUGUGGAUGAUGUUGAUGCCUUCGAAUUUGAAGUUGCAAUUGCAAAGGAAUGUGUAGAAUCUAGCACUUCUUUUGUUAAUUUAAAUGAAGUGGAAAGGUUGUUGGAUAAUGAAAGUAAAAGUAUCCAAGGAGAAUCUGGAAUCACCGUGAAUAACCCAGUGUUAGUGAAGGACCAUAGUGGUUCAACUUUGGAUGGUGAAAAGCUGGACGCUGGUUUAGGGAAACCACAAGUAUGUUACAUAAUUAGAAUUCCAAGAUUCAUUGACAAUCAACUUUCGACAAACAUUCAAAUUGCACAGUCAGAAACGAACAAGAAAACAGAAAGAAGGGAUUCUUUCAAAGUUUCUAUAGAAAAUCAGAAGGUGAUAUGUAAUGAUUUCUGGAAGAAGUUUGAAGAUGCAAAGGCAGAAACAAGAGUUGCAAGAGCUGCAGUUAAUGCCAAACGCCAGCAGAUGGAAUCUCUGCAAUUAAUGAUAAACAAGUGGAAAAAUGUGCAUUCGGUGGAGGAACUUGAUGCUAAGAUACAAUCAAUGGAAUUUGAGCUUCAACAUGUAACCAUACCAUUGAAAGAAGAAAAGAAAUAUAUUCAUGAGCUUAAACAGUUGAGACACCAGAGAGAUCAACUCACUUCAAAUUUGAAUUCAAGUGAAGAAAUAGAUGAGACAUUUGAAAGUAAGGAACAGAUUGAAGAGCAGUUCAAGCUUUUGAAGAAGGAACUAGAUUCUCUUAGAACUGAGUUAUUGCAAGCAGAAGGUAAUGCAAAUGCUGCAAGGAAGAAUUAUGAUGUAGAACAGCAAGUUUUAAAAGGUCUUCAACAACAAUUCAGGGAUGCUGAUGCUCUUCGCCAGAAAGCAUAUGGACAUUGGCUAGCACUUAAGAACAUCUUAAUUGAAAAAAAUAAACAUUUUAACCUGUACAAGAGUGAUCAGAUAUCUGCAGAAAGGUAUUUGUCUUCAAGAGAUUUACGUGGACUCCUGUCACACUGUAGCAAACAGGUUGAAAAUGCAAUGGCUAUGUGGAACAAUGAUGAGGAGUUCCGCAUGCAAUAUGUUAAAUCCAACAUGAACAGCACGCUUAGAAGGAAGAGGAGCUCAAAAAAAAGGCAGAAGAAUUGGCUAAGAAGGAAGAAGAAUUGAGGAAAGAAAAGACUGCAGCUGAGUUAAAAGAACUGCAUCGUUUAGAGCAAAUUGCAAAAUUCAAAGAGGCAGAAGAAAGAAAAAGAAGACUAGCUGAGAAGGCGCAGGCCAGAGCCGAAUUCCGAGCACAGAAGGAAGCUGAACAGAGGGAGAAG